This is a messenger RNA of Centropristis striata (black sea bass), 3909 nucleotides long. Its product is annotated as photoreceptor-specific nuclear receptor-like. The coding region runs from base 2185 to 3486 and encodes 433 amino acids. Gene Ontology annotation, molecular function: nuclear receptor activity; RNA polymerase II cis-regulatory region sequence-specific DNA binding; zinc ion binding. NCBI's taxonomy places the organism in Eukaryota, Metazoa, Chordata, Actinopteri, Perciformes, Serranidae. The record is from RefSeq and is a predicted model, not a curated record. The transcript is spliced from 15 exons. Gene Ontology annotation, biological process: anatomical structure development; positive regulation of transcription by RNA polymerase II; negative regulation of transcription by RNA polymerase II.
AUUCAGAUUACAUCUUUAACACUGCAACAAAUGAAUGUGCUUUGUUUGUUUAUUUUCAGAAAUGUUCAGUGUUUUUCUUCAGGGUCUUUAGGAGACAUCCUGAAGCAAAGAAAUCAACAUUUUCUUCAAGAUUAAGAGACUCAAAAGGAGCUGCAGAUGGAUUUGAAGGGUGUCACUGUAUCUGCGGCCCCAGGGGGGGCGGCCCUGACCACUGGAGGGGGUGCCCUGUUACACUUGGCCCUUUGAGUCAGGGGGAGCCGGGACAAUGCUGCUGUUAACACUCCUGACGGGGACCUUUGGGUUCUCUGAAAGUUUAAUGUGACUCUGCGAGCGACCUGCGCUCGCUGAGGUCAGAGAUGAGCGCGGCCCGGCGUCGCUCCAAGGUUUGCCCUGUGUUGUCGGUGCAUUGGAAACUAAACGCCAGCGGCGGGGGGGCCUACCGGGUCCCGGGCUUGUUUUGUCCCCUGUGGCAUGGAUAAUGAGGCAUCUGUCUCCACCUGCCGCAUGGAGAGAUGAGGCUCACUGUCCCACUUAAAAAGAGCACAGGUUACCUAUCUGAUUUGUCCACGGCAGGCCAGGGACAUGAUCUGAAGCAGAGGAGCCUUCGGUCUAAAUGUUUUAUACCGCGGCUUUCUUAUUUCUGUGUGUGCUGCACCACACGAAGCUCCUUAUCAGAACACUUUGUCCUGUUCGGUGCAUCUUGGAAAUGAAGAUCCGAAUCAGACAAACAUGAGCCACCAAAAUGACUCUUCCCCAAGAAAGUGGGACUUCUUGCAUUGAUAGCACAGAACUAAUAUUCUUUUAAUCUAAAAUUGUGCUGAUUCUUCCUCAGAAAUAAUACCGUGCAGCUCAACAUUGCCACUAACCCCCUCCCCCCAUCCCGCCAUCGUCCUCCUCCUCUCAGGCGGACCUCGUGGAGCUCGUGGAGUUGGCCACAGGAACGAAAGGCUUUACAGAGAACGGUCCCAGGAAGAGAAAAUAUCCAGUGAACCUCGAUGCCAGAGGUCAGAGGAGAAUGACCAGACUGGUUCGAGAUGAUAGAAAGUUAACCAAACUCUGCAGAAGAGCAUCUCUGAGCGCACAACAUGUCCAACCUUGGAGCAGAUGGACUACAGCAGCAGAAGACUACAUCGCCACUUUAUUAGAUGGCGGGUCGGUGGUAAUCCCAGCUGCCCAUUGGCCUGACCCCGUGCACUCCACCCAACACGCGACUCCCCCUCAGUCCACCCUCCACCCUCCACCCUGCACCCUCCACCCGAAAUCUUAACGAACCCGCUGAGCCGCACGGCCAAAGAGCUGCUUUACAGUUAAUCUAAUCUGAAGUCAUCUGAGCUAAUCCAGCAGCAGCGGCAGCGGCGGUGGUGGUGGUGGUGGUCGAGGUGAGUCAGGCCUUUGACUGACAGCCAUCUGCCACACAUGUGUCCAAUUAGUCUGUUUCACUAAAAAAUGAAAUUUAGAGAGACAGAGAUGGACACAUUCAGGAGGAAACAUGAUGUGUGAGCUGUACCAAGUGGGAAAUAAUUGCCCGUUAGCAGAGAUGGGGGACGACCUGCAACAAGGACCCUGUCCGGACUCAAAUCUGUGACGCAGAGAUACCGAAGAGGAGCACUGAGUGAUGGAUGCCCUGGAGGAGCAGCAUGGGAACCGUCUAAAGUUACACCACCGAGCGCAGGAGAGUUUUAGCACUCAUCCUUCUGUUUUUCUGCUUUUUUUAUGUUUGCACACAACUCUGAGCUGCACCAAUGUUCCAGCAAUGUGACUGAUUGAUCCAGUAGAUGAACAGUAAAGAUUAAGAGGAUGACAAAUAAGCAUGCUGCUUACACAGCGCGUGGGGCUAAUCCCCCCCACCACCCCCACCCUCUGACACCCUCCACCCCCAGGAGUCCCUUUUGAGGAGCUGCCACUGAGGAAGCACCCACAGACAGUGACACGGACCCCAGAGCGAGGACCUGUUGACGUGCAACAAGUGUGAAGCUGCAGCUCAUGGCAGGACCCCGGCCCAUCUGCAACCACACACAGUAGAGGCUCAGCAGCCAUCUGGAGGCCCCACUUAUCUCAUAUUUAGCUGUUUUUGUUGCAGCAAACCUAAAGGGAACUUGAACUUUUGGACGCUAAGAGGAUUUUGCAGCAGUUUUUUGUUAUCUGCAUUAUCAUCACUUCAAGAGGCGUUUUUUUAAUAAAGAAAUGAUGGAGGAUCACCUGCUGAAGAUCCCCAUGAUGUCCUCAUCGUCCCCCAGCGAGUCUUCAGGCAGCGGCGGGACGGACGACAGCAGAGGAGCCAAGAGUCCGUCCCCGGGUAAAGCCCUGAGCCCAGCUCUGGUCUGCAAAGUGUGCGGGGACACCAGCAGCGGGAAACACUACGGCAUCUACGCCUGCAACGGCUGCAGCGGCUUCUUCAAACGCAGCGUGAGGAGGAGGCUCAUUUACAGGUGUCAAGCAGGUACCGGCAUGUGUCCCGUGGACAAAGCUCAUCGCAACCAGUGUCAGGCGUGUCGGCUGAAGAAGUGUCUGCAGGCGGGAAUGAACAAAGACGCAGUUCAGAACGAGCGGCAGCCGCGCAGCACGGCUCAGGUCCGCCUCGACUCCAUCGACGUGGACCCCGACAAGGAGCACCUGGCCACCACACGGGAGCCCACCUGCUCCUCAUCAUCCUCCUCGUCCUCCUCUUCCUCGUCCUCCUCCGUCAUCACUUGGCCCCACAUCACCUCCUCCAUGACCAUCACCUCCUCGGUGGCCCCCCAGCGCUGCAUCAGUCCCCAGAAUAACCACCGCUUCAUGGCCAGCCUCAUGACGGCCGAGACCUGCGCCAAGCUGGAGCCUGAGGACGUUGACGAGAACAUUGACGUAACGAGUAACGAGCCGGAACGAGCGUCCUCGGAGUACCACAUGGCGCUUUACCCAUCUAGCUCUGAAAACGUGUACGAGACGUCGGCGCGGCUGCUCUUCAUGUCGGUGAAAUGGGCGAAGAACCUGCCGGUGUUCUCCAACCUGCCCUUCAGAGACCAGGUGAUCCUGCUGGAGGAGGCGUGGAGCGAGCUCUUCCUGCUCUGUGCCAUCCAGUGGUCUCUCCCUCUGGACAGCUGCCCGCUGCUCUCUCUGCCCGACCUCUGCCCCGGCAUGCAGGGCAAGACCAGCUACACCAGCCUGGACCUGCGCCUCCUGCAGGAGGUCUUCAGCCGCUUCAAGGCGCUCGCCGUCGACCCCACAGAGUUCGCCUGCCUCAAGGCCAUCGUGCUCUUCAAGCCAGAGACUCGAGGUCUGAAAGAUCCAGAACAGGUGGAGAAUCUGCAGGAUCAGUCUCAGGUGAUGCUGGGACAACACAUCCGCUCACACUACCCGAGUCAACCAGCCAGGUUUGGAAAGCUGCUUCUUCUUCUCCCCUCGCUGCGUUUUGUGAACUCGGAGCGGAUAGAGCUGCUGUUCUUCCACAGGACCAUCGGAAACACUCCCAUGGAGAAACUGUUGUGUGACAUGUUCAAAAACUAAAAAAAAAAAACACAAACCCCCCAUGCAGUCAUCAGUAACCUCCAGCUGUGGAGGGACGAUAUCCGACAGAUAUUCGCUUUGUAUUCCUGUACACAUAUCAGAGAUUCUGCGUGCUGUUAUUUUUUUAAAGGCCACUUUAUUAUUCUUUAUUGUUGGUUGUUUCCACAUUCAGGUCAGUCUGAACAUGAUUUUCAGAUCUUAUCAUCAUGCUUGCUGUCUAUUUGUAUCAUACUUAGAUUCGUGUCUGAAGUGACGAACGAUCACAUUUCAUCCUCUAGUGUUUCAUUAUGUUUUUUUGUGACAUUUACAAUGCAGAUGUUUAUUUGUUUGGUGAUAGAUGGAUUGUUUAUCCCUGCUGUCAUUAUUAUGACUGUUUUAUUCUUGUUGUCAUGCCUUGAUGAAGUAAAAAAUGCUUUAAAAUGC